Molecule: messenger RNA, 6198 nt
Organism: Elgaria multicarinata webbii
Lineage: Eukaryota; Metazoa; Chordata; Lepidosauria; Squamata; Anguidae
Gene: ERBB2
Product: erb-b2 receptor tyrosine kinase 2
Exons: 28
Coding region: 209-3997 (1262 amino acids)
Biological process (GO): positive regulation of MAPK cascade; multicellular organism development; negative regulation of apoptotic process
Cellular component (GO): plasma membrane; signaling receptor complex; basal plasma membrane
Molecular function (GO): ATP binding; transmembrane receptor protein tyrosine kinase activity
Source: RefSeq, a predicted model, not a curated record
GCUGGUGGAAAGAGCGAAAGAAACGAGGUGGUGGAUGGUUUUUUGUUGUUUUUUUAAGGAAGUAAAGGGGGGUGAAAAGUUGAGUUGGAAAGAAAAGUGGGAAGAAAAAUUGCGGAAACAAACUGGGCAGGUUUCUCCGAGGUUGUUGGGGAAAACAAAUACUUCUUCCUGGACGAAAUUAUGAGCUGGGAUUUGCAAUGAAAAAACAAUGGGGCCCUUUCUCAGCCCCUGCUGGUUUUGUACGGGGCUCCUCUUGGUUUCUGUCUGUCCAGCCGUUUGGAGUACACAAGUCUGCACAGGGACAGAUAUGAAGCUGCAGCAUCCUUCCAGCCCAGAAAACCACCAUGCUACCCUCCGUCGGCUCUAUGAGCACUGUCAGGUUGUGCAAGGCAACUUGGAGAUCACACAUUUGCCAGCAGAUGUGGACAUGUCUUUUCUCAAGGACAUCAGAGAGGUCCAGGGCUAUGUACUGAUUGCCAAGAACCAUGUACGUCACUUGCAGCUGGAAAAUCUCCUGAUCAUUCGUGGGACCCAGCUGUACGAGGAGAAGUAUGCCCUGGCUGUCCUUGACAAUGCCGACAUCAGCGGAGAUGUGGGGCUGUGGGAGCUGGGCAUGUUGAAACUGACAGAGAUCUUGAAAGGUGGGGUGAUUAUAGAAAGGAACCCACAGCUGUGCUUCCAGGAGACCAUUUAUUGGGAAGCCAUCUUCCACAAAUACAAUUUGCACAAUGACACAUUGAUCAGCAGCCACCGUCUUAGGACAUGCCCUGACUGUAGCGGAAUCUGCCCCAAUCUCCAUUGCUGGGGAGAAGCAAAAGAGAGUUGUCAAAUAUUGACAAGCAGAAUCUGUGCCAGCAGCUGUCCGAGGUGCAAGGGGGAACGCCCAACAGAUUGUUGUCACGAGCAGUGUGCAGCCGGCUGCAUGGGACCCAAACACUCUGACUGCCUGGCCUGUCUGCACUUCAACCACAGUGGAAUCUGUGUACUGCAUUGCCCAUUAUUCAUAAAUUACAAACCAGACACCUUUGAGGCUUUGAACAAUCCAGAUGGGCGCUACACUUUUGGAGCAACUUGUGUCACUGAAUGCCCUUAUAAUUACUUGGCUGCAGAGGUCGGCUCCUGUACUUUGGUGUGUCCUCUGAAUACCCAGGAAGUGAGUGUGGGCACCAUGCAGAAGUGUGAGAAAUGCAACAAACCCUGCCCAGGAGUCUGCUAUGGCUUGGGAAGGGAGUUCCUGAAAGGGAUUCGUGCUGUCAGUGCAUCCAACAUCCACCACUUUGCCGGCUGCACCAAGAUCUUUGGCAGCUUAGCCUUUCUGCCGGAGACCUUUGCAGGGGAUCCUUCCACCAAUACCCCACCCCUGGACCCUGAGCAGCUUAAAGCCUUUGAGAACCUGAAGGAUCUAACAGGCUUCUUAUACAUUGAAUCGUGGCCAGAAACCCUCUCAAACUUGAGCGUCUUCCAGAAUCUUCAGGUGAUCCGGGGACGAGCGCUCCACAAAGGAAUCUAUUCCCUAACAUUGCAAAACCUCAAUAUCACUUCGCUGGGCCUUCAUUCACUGCAAGAAAUCAGCAGCGGAAUGGUCCUUAUCCAUCACAACCCCAACCUUUGCUUAAUCCAAAGUGUUCCUUGGGGAGACAUCUUCAGAAAACCCCGGCAGACACUGUUCCAGAAUGACAACAACCUGGCUGAACAGUGUGAGCUCAAAGGCCAUGUUUGCUCCUCCCUGUGUGCCAAUGGGCAUUGCUGGGGACCAGGGCCAACUCAAUGUGUGUCCUGCAGCCGCUUUCUGCGUGGGAAGGAAUGUGUCAAGAACUGCAGCAUUCUGGAGGGAGAUAUUCGGGAAUACAUCAACGGGACCCAGUGCUUUUCAUGUCAUCCAGAGUGCAUGCCCCAAAAUGGGACAGAGUCCUGCUAUGGAUCGGAGGCCGACCAGUGUGUGGCUUGUGCCCAUUACAAAGAUGGCCUCUCCUGCGUGGAGCGGUGUCCCAGCGGUGUGAAGGUUGAUGGCUCUUUUGUACCCCUCUGGAAGUACUCUGAUGAACAAGGCAUCUGCCAGUCCUGCUCAAGCAAUUGCACCCAUUUGUGUGUGCUUCGGGAUGAACGUGGCUGCCCUGUGGAUCAGAAACCCGGCCAGGCUACAUCCAUCAUCGCUGGGGUGGUGGGCGCUGCGCUCGCUCUGGUUCUGUUGUUGCUUAUCAUCAUUUGCAUCAACCGGAGGAAGCAGCAGGAGAGAAAACAUACCAUGCGGCGUCUUCUCCAGGAGACCGAGUUGGUAGAACCGUUGACGCCCAGCGGAGCCCUGCCGAACCAGGCUCAGAUGCGCAUUCUCAAGGAGACGGAAUUGAAAAAAGUCAAGGUUUUGGGGUCAGGUGCUUUUGGAACAGUGUAUAAGGGUGUUUGGAUUCCAGAUGGUGAGUGUGUGAAGAUCCCAGUGGCUAUCAAAGUCUUGCGGGAAAACACCUCACCCAAAGCCAACAAGGAGAUUUUGGAUGAGGCCUACGUCAUGGCAGGUGUGGGCAGCCCAUAUGUCUCACGUCUACUGGGAAUCUGCCUCACCUCCACGGUGCAGCUAGUGACUCAGCUCAUGCCUUAUGGCUGCCUGCUGGACUACGUGCGGGAGAACAAGGACCGCAUUGGAUCCCAGGACCUACUUAAUUGGUGUGUGCAGAUAGCAAAGGGUAUGAGCUACCUGGAGGAUGUCCGCCUGGUCCACCGGGACUUGGCUGCCCGGAACGUCCUGGUGAAGAGCCCAAACCAUGUGAAGAUCACGGAUUUUGGCUUGGCCCGACUGCUGGACAUCGAUGAGACAGAAUACCAUGCUGAUGGAGGGAAGGUGCCUAUCAAAUGGAUGGCACUGGAGUCCAUCUUGCGCAGACGAUUCACCCACCAAAGUGAUGUGUGGAGCUACGGAGUUACUGUAUGGGAGCUGAUGACUUUUGGUGCCAAGCCAUAUGAUGGCAUCCCAGCCCGAGAAAUCCCCGAUCUGCUGGAGAAAGGAGAGAGGUUGCCCCAGCCUCCCAUCUGCACCAUUGAUGUCUACAUGAUCAUGGUGAAAUGCUGGAUGAUCGACUCGGAAUGCCGGCCCAAGUUCCGAGAACUUGUCACGGAGUUCACGCGUAUGGCGAGGGACCCACAGCGUUUUGUGGUCAUCCAGAACGAUGAUAAGAUGGGUCUAGCCAGCCCCAUAGACAGCACUUUCUACCGCACUUUGCUAGAAGAGGAAGACAUGCAAGAUCUGGUGGAUGCAGAAGAGUACCUCGUCCCCCACCAGGGUUUCUUCAGUGGUGAGGCAUCAGCCGACUAUCGAUCUAGGAUUCCUUCAACCAGAAGUGCCACAGAGACCCAAAUGGAUGCAGAAGAGACUGAGGAAUCAGCUCAGUAUCCCUAUUUGGGCUCAUCUCUCUCCGAAGAGCCAGAAAGUGUCAACCCUGACUUGCUUGAGGAGGAUUGUGCAGUAAGUAAGGCAUUGCAGAAGCCGGCACUGCUGCAGGAGCCUGCCACUCUGCAGCGUUACAGUGAAGAUCCCACCAGCGCCUCUGUGAAACAGAAUGAAAGUCUGGAUGCCAAGAGCUGCAGUUCACCUGAACCCUCUGGUGUCAUUCCAGAGUAUGUGAACCAGCCAGAGAGCAGCCUUUCACUCAACAAAAGCCUUCGACCACCAGGUUCCACCCUGGGAAAGCCAAAGGGCCACUUGGGCAAGAACGGGCUCAUCAAGGAACCAAAUAAUGCCUUCCAGAACAGCUUCUCCAAUGUGGUGGGAAACCCAGAGUACCUGACGCCAUGCCCCCUCCCUGUGGCUGGCCCUUUGCCACAAGCCUUUGACAACCUCUAUUAUUGGAAUCAGGAGACUCCCAAGAGCAACCCAUCAGAAUUCUUUGCCACCUCUGUGGCUCCUGCUAUCACCACUAACAGCUUCACCACAACCCCGACGGCGGAGAACCUUGAAUACCUCGGCCUAGCCGAAUCAGUCACUCGUUCCAAGGAUUUUCCGUGAGGGCCAUUCCCAUCUUCCGUGAAAUCGGUUUUCACUUUCAAGGCAGCUCAGGACACAAACUAAUGAACUAUUAAUGCAUGUAAGAUGAGCAGGAUUCACUAAGGCCUUAAAACCUCUCUUGAGGCUGAGCUGAUCUGUUCCUGUUCCUCCGUUUAGCAGUUGGGCUGAGGCACGUAUCAGCAGAAGGUGGAUUUGGGUUUACUGGUGGAUCUCUAGGUGACUUCCAGUAGCUUGUCAAGAACUUCUGACACCUAAUUGUUAACAAUGGCAGCAACAACAUGACCUCCUCCUUCCUUAAAUUAUACUGCUGAAAUGAAGAAAGCUUGGGGUGACCCAAUUUUUUAUUUUAUUUUUUUGGUCUGGAAGGACUGUGGGAGCCAUCCAGAACAAAUUCUUGGGCUCAGAAUUCUUUAAUGCGAAUUGUAUGUCUUUUGCACCAAGCUCCAAUUGGUGGAUCUUGCCGUACUAAUCAGUAACGCACACCACAGAGUCAGUUCUGCAAGUCCACCCCUGGGAGAAGGCACUUUGUUUGUGACAAUUGCCUGUCCUGCAAAUCAGACAACCCAACAGUCAUUUGACACACAAACAAAAUGGAGUGCUCUCUCACUUUUCACUUCCUCCCUGUCCUUGCCUCUCUAUUCUUUGGAUUACAAGAAAAGAGGAUCAGACCACUGAUUGAAUUACAAAGUUAAUAGUUGCAAUUAUUAUACUUUUCUUUUUUUUAACUUGAGGACCUUCAUAUUGGAGUUUUGACUGAUGGGGGAAAAUACCAUGAGGUUGUGUGUGUUUUUAAAAAAGUGAGGGCAAAGUGUGGGUGUCUCUCAGAACUUAUGGUGCAUUUCCUGUUGUUGGUUGCUUAAUCACCUUGGUAAAAAGGGAAUGUUCUUUCUCUAUUGAAGCAUUAGAAAAGUCUUGUCCUUCCAAGAGGUUAUAACAAAAUAUUUUUUGGUGAGGUUAAACAAAACAUCUUGACAGAGUCUGCACAAGAAGAGAAGAGAAAACAAUUUUGCAUUUUGGCAAAAGACACUGUGGUGACUUUUUGUUGCCCUCUGAAUAUCUCUAGAAGAUUCUAGAAGAACCAGCUGAAGAACUAAAACCAGCUUCAUUUUGUGGCAUGGGCAGUUUGGCAAAUGUUCUGCUACAAACUGAGAAGAAUAGUUGCACAUCAUAGUUCAGGAGAGAAUAAGUUUGGAGGAUCUUUCUUAAAUAACCUAUUUUUAGUGCUUGUGAUUUUCUAUGUUGAGACAAUGGACAAAAAGCCAAAGCAGCUAAUAUGGUUUUUUCUCUCUCCAGUGAGUGGGAACAAUCAAGUUGCACCAUGAAAACAAUAUGCAAUCUUUACCAGCAUUCUGGGAAUAUUUAUUGUGUUAAAAUAGGAUAGGGUUGUGUGUAUGCCACCAUCACAUUGGAUGGCAACAAAACCACAGAAUGUACUAGUGGGUGCCAAAUUUAGCUUCAUGGGAAACUUGGUUUUUUAAAGGCAGAAAAUGUCUAGCCUUUUUGGUGGCAAAUAUAUAUGCUUGAAAGUAUGUGGCUCAUGCCAGCUGAAAUCUCAGAAGCUACUGAGGCAUCUGCAUAAGAUUUCCAGAGAUUGGGGUGGUGCUUCAGGGCUCUGCAUAGCUCCUUGCCCCUCCCCAUUUCAGGUAAAACAGCUGAAAUUGCAGAAUAAAUUAUGCAAAAUAAGAAAAAUUAUGCAAAGCUGCUGAAAUCUGUUUAAUUGAAUACAGGUCACAAAAUGAAAUUUUUAAAGGUACAUAAUAUAGAAAGCCCUAAAGUAGGGCAUGACGCUAAACUUUACUCUCGAAGAAUUAACCACUAAGGACUGUAGAUUUUAUUUGAAGCUCGUUUGAUACCUUUCAAAUUUCGCCUGCCCUUCCUUCACUAUCACUAAAAUGUUUUUCACCUCCAUGGUCCUGUUUUUGGCCUUCUGGUCUUGAGAAUUCUUGCCCUUGUGGAUUUAUUUUUUUUAAUUUGGAAUCUGGCCAUGUAGCAAUCACCUAUUCCUUUUGGAUGAGGUCUAUAAGCAAUAGCAAUGAUAAUCUUUUGGUUGCCAAUAAGGAUAUCAAAACUGGAAACAAGGUGGAUGUGACCAACUGGGACGUUCUCCUGGCCAAGACGGCCUUUCUUUUCCGUGGGCCUGCACAGGAAAGCUUCCCAGUGGAUUGUGCCCCAUUGUUAGUUUCUGCAUGUUAUGUGGUUUG